UACCUUACUAGAACUUAAUAACCCGGAAAAACCCCGCGCGCAGCAAAGCCCAAUACAACCUCAACAUAGCUUGUCAAGGUCACCCAAAAAUGCAUCAAGCCCAUCAGACUUUUUGUCAUUCACACAGAUACCGUGUUUGUCAUUGUCGUGAGGACCACACCAGUGAUGGAGGCGAGUCUUACGGUUAAGCUGCUCCAAGUCAACAGAAACUGGGCGCCAAAGCAUAGUAUAAAUACAUGAUCAUGACGGAUACUAAACCCCAAACUCGUUAACUCAUCCAAGUUCAGCAUGUAUUACAUCGCUGGUCUCACUCUUCCAUCAUUCGCCCAGACCGUAGAAGGACUCGCCGUUUUCACCACCUUCAGGUCCUUACAAUAUGUCCUAUCUAGCACCCUUGCAAUCGCCCCAGUCGCUAAAGCCGAAGCAGGUGACAUUCGCUCCACCCCAACCUCUUUCGUCGGCAAGAUCGUAAGCCCAAUACACGGCCUCUCGUACUUCAUUCCACCCGCGACAUACAUCCUAUGCGUCACCUUCAACCGCUUCGUCCAGCCUGCAUGGAUGCAGCGCAUGAACCUUCCUACUAACUAUUUCCAACCAGAGACAGAGAUCGCUUUGAGAAUUGCAGCGUGCGCAUCGACUUUUAUGCUCCUCAGGUUCAUGGGACGCAUAUUCACGCACCUCGGGAAUCAGUGGCAUGCGAUCGGGAGACGCGAGAAGCCCAAAGUCGUGCAGACAGGUCCAUACGCGGUGGUGCGUCAUCCUGCGUACACGAGCGUGCUCAUCCAGAACGUGCUUUUUGCAGUGAUGUUUUGGUCUUAUGCGCCGCUUGUAGGACUUGGUAUAAUUGCUGGCGCUUUUGCUGUCAAGAUGCCUAUCGAGGAGGAUCUUAUCAUGAAGGACUCUGCUGUUGCCGAAGAAUAUCGCACAUACAAGCAGAGAGUGCCUGCGCGCGUUAUUCCAUACCUCUGGUGAUAUCAUGAUGUCCCGCACUCGUCAUGAUUGUGAAGGGGAAUCCUUUUUAUAGUUAGAUGUUCGUUGUAUAACUUGUAUUGUAUGAUACUUAUAGCCUUGCCCAUAAAAUUUAGAGUCUCAGGAU
Suillus clintonianus is the source of this 1096-nucleotide messenger RNA. RefSeq lists its product as uncharacterized. Bases 289 to 972 code for a protein of 227 amino acids. The transcript has 4 exons. Gene Ontology annotation, molecular function: protein C-terminal S-isoprenylcysteine carboxyl O-methyltransferase activity. Gene Ontology annotation, biological process: C-terminal protein methylation. Gene Ontology annotation, cellular component: membrane. NCBI's taxonomy places the organism in Eukaryota, Fungi, Basidiomycota, Agaricomycetes, Boletales, Suillaceae. The record is from RefSeq and is a predicted model, not a curated record.